AGACUAACAGCUAAAACUCGCUUUGGGCCUUCUUUCCAGGGCUGGAGCUGGUCUCUGAUCGCUGAGAAGCAGAUAGAGCAUGGGGUCUGGUCCUUGGCAGAGGUCACUUCCCAAGCCAGCCGAGCCUCCGUUUGCUUUUGCAGGAGCCGUGUGUUGUCUCUAGCUUCUCGUCUCCCCACUUUGGUUUGGCUUGGGGCCCUGGGGCCCUGGUAAAACCAGACACCGAAUUGCUCUUACACAGCCAGAGUCACCGUCAUUUGCUCGUUGUCUCUUCACAGAGGAAGGUGGGCAGCACCAGCCUCUCAGCAGCUGGGAUUCAGAGAAGGAUGCCCUGCAAAAUGGCUCCAUCAGCCAUUGUGCUCCUCUGAGAGGCUCUCCGUGCUGAUUCACCGUAUCUGUCCACCUCACUUGGGUGGGCAGAACUGUGCACCAUGCCAGUGGCUCCUGACCACUCCCAACUGGGAGGAGGGGUUACUCUAGCUGUGUGUUUCCGUAACACUCAGGAGUAGGGUAGGGAGAGGCCCUUAACCCUUCCCUUGGGCUCGCCUUCAAUAGCUAGUCGGCACCCCCUUUGGUACAUUGAGCGAGCAACGUGCCCCCAGCCAGGGGCCCUUUGACAAAGGCCUACCGACGCAGGCUGUUGGAGUUGGGGCUGUUAUUUUGAUGGAGCAUGCCCUUGGCCCCAGCCCCUUCUUUACUCGCUUCUGCUGUCUCCACUUAGAUCCAGUCUACAGAUGCGUGUAGUCCUUCUUUCUGGGUUAGAUUUGGCAGGAUUGAGUUUUGUUUCCUCGUCAUUCUGGAAGACAGACCAUAAGCACAUUAGUGGGUGAAAUCGACUCUAAUACUUACUGCCAUUUAGACGAAGGGUUAAAUCCGGCACCUUGAGGACUGAAGCCCAGGCAUAUGCUUCCUGGGGAUGCUGGGCCUGGCAGCAGGCCUGGCAACCUUGCUGUGUCGUUGACCUCAUUGACUCCAGGCUUCCUGGAUAAAACCAUAGGCCUACUACUGGCCCGACACCCAUCGACCUACUGAUUGAUCCUUGAGGCCGUCCCCUCCAGGGCAUGCACGUGGCAGGGCCUGCCACCAUGCGCCUGAGUUCCCUGUUGGCUCUGCUGCGACCAGCGCUGCCCCUCAUCCUCGGGCUGUCUCUGGGGUGCAGCCUGAGCCUCUUGCGGGUUUCCUGGAUCCAGGGUGAGGGAGAAGAUCCCUGUGUAGAGGCCGUGGGGGAACCAGGAGUGCCGCAUAAUCCAGACUCCAGAACUGGACUUGACCAAAGUGAUGAAGACUUCAAACCCCGGAUUGUCCCUUACUACAGGGAUCCCAACAAGCCCUACAAGAAGGUGCUCAGGACUCGGUACAUCCAGACGGAGCUGGGCUCUCGGGAGCGGUUGCUGGUGGCUGUCCUGACUUCCCGGGCCACCCUGUCCACUCUGGCCGUGGCCGUCAACCGCACGGUGGCCCACCACUUCCCUCGAUUAUUGUACUUCACGGGGCAGCGGGGGGCCCGGACGCCUGCGGGCAUGCAGGUGGUAUCUCACGGGGACGAACGGCCGGCCUGGCUCAUGUCAGAGACCCUGCGCCACCUUCACACACACUUUGGGGCCGACUACGACUGGUUCUUCAUCAUGCAGGAUGACACGUAUGUCCAGGCCCCCCGCCUGGCAGCCCUUGCUGGCCACCUCAGCAUCAACCAAGACCUGUACUUGGGCCGAGCGGAGGAGUUUAUCGGCGCCGGCGAGCAGGCUCGGUACUGCCAUGGGGGCUUUGGCUACCUGUUGUCACGGAGUCUCCUGCUCCGAUUGCGGCCACAUCUGGAUGGCUGCCGAGGAGACAUUCUCAGUGCCCGUCCCGAUGAGUGGCUCGGCCGCUGCCUCAUCGACUCUCUAGGCAUCGGCUGUGUCUCGCAGCACCAGGGGCAGCAGUAUCGUUCCUUUGAGCUGGCCAAAAAUAGGGACCCUGAGAAGGAGGGGAGCUCGGCUUUCCUGAGUGCCUUCGCAGUGCACCCUGUCUCCGAGGGAACCCUCAUGUACAGGCUCCAUAAACGCUUCAGCGCUCUGGAGCUGGAGCGGGCGUACAGCGAAAUAGAGCAACUGCAGGCUCAGAUCCAGAACCUGACAGUGCUGACCCCCGAGGGCGAGGCAGGGCUGAGCUGGCCCAUCGGGCUCCCGGCCCCUUUCACCCCACACUCUCGAUUUGAGGUGCUGGGCUGGGACUACUUCACGGAGCAGCAUACCUUCUCCUGCGCAGAUGGGUCCCCCAAGUGCCCGCUGCAGGGGGCGAGCAGGGCGGACGUGGGUGACGCCGUGGAGACGGCCCUGGAGCAGCUGAAUCGGCGCUAUCAGCCCCGCCUGCGCUUCCAGAAGCAGCGGCUGCUCAACGGGUACCGGCGCUUCGACCCGGCGCGGGGCAUGGAGUACACCCUGGACCUGCUGCUGGAGGCCGUGACGCAGCGCGGGCACCGGCGGGCCCUGGCCCGCAGGGUCAGCCUGCUGCGGCCCCUGAGCCGGGUGGAAAUCCUGCCCAUGCCCUACGUCACCGAGGCCACCCGCGUGCAGCUGGUGCUGCCACUCCCGGUGGCCGAAGCCGCUGCCGCCCUCGCUUUCCUCGAGGCCUUUGCAGCCAGUGUUCUGGAGCCGCGAGAGCACGCGCUGCUCACCCUGUUGCUGGUCUACGGACCUCGGGACGGUGGCCGGGGGGCCCCGGACCCAUUUCUCGGGGUGAAGGCCGCGGCGGCCGAGUUAGAGCGGCGGCACCCCGGGACGAGGCUGGCCUGGCUCGCCGUGCGCGCGGAGGCCCCUUCCCAGGUGCGGCUCAUGGACGUGGUCUCUAAGAAGCACCCCGUAGACACGCUUUUCUUCCUCACCACCGUGUGGACCAGGCCGGGGCCCGAAGUCCUCAACCGCUGCCGCAUGAAUGCUAUCUCCGGCUGGCAGGCCUUCUUCCCAGUGCAUUUCCAGGAGUUCAACCCUGCCCUGGCACCACAGAGAUCUCCCGCGGGGCCCCCGGGGGCUGGCCCCGACCCCCCGUCCCCUCCCGGUGCCGACCCUUCCCGGGGGGCUCCCGUAGGAGGCAGGUUUGACCGGCAGGCUUCCGCGGAGGGUUGCUUCUACAACGCCGACUACCUGGCGGCCCGAGCCCGCCUGGCCGGGGAACUGGCAGGCCAGGAAGAGGAGGAAGCCCUGGAGGGGCUGGAGGUGAUGGAUGUUUUCCUCCGGUUCUCAGGGCUCCACCUCUUCCGGGCCGUGGAGCCAGGGCUAGUGCAGAAGUUCUCCCUGCGAGACUGCAGCCCCCGGCUCAGCGAGGAGCUCUAUCACCGCUGCCGCCUCAGCAACCUGGAGGGGCUGGGGGGCCGCGCCCAGCUCGCCAUGGCUCUGUUCGAGCAGGAGCAGGCCAACAGCACCUAGCGCGCCCCGGGCCCGGGCCCGGCCCCUCUGUGGAGUUCCCCUCUCUGCCGCAGCCCCGGGAAGGGCAAGGCAAGAUGGACGGACAGAUGGAGAGCUUGUUGCUGUAUUUUUUUUUUUUUUUAAUAAGAAAACGUUAUUAAAAGUGUCUUCUGCCAAA
Molecule: messenger RNA, 3561 nt
Organism: Herpailurus yagouaroundi (jaguarundi)
Lineage: Eukaryota; Metazoa; Chordata; Mammalia; Carnivora; Felidae
Gene: CHPF2
Product: chondroitin polymerizing factor 2
Exons: 4
Coding region: 1062-3404 (780 amino acids)
Cellular component (GO): Golgi cisterna membrane
Molecular function (GO): glucuronosyl-N-acetylgalactosaminyl-proteoglycan 4-beta-N-acetylgalactosaminyltransferase activity
Source: RefSeq, a predicted model, not a curated record